GGAAGCGAAGAAGAAGUUACUCCAGAUCUGAAGGGACCGAAGCCCUGUGUGUCUGAGGCUGAUGAAGAGGGAUGGCUCCUGGUCAAUCUGCACGAGGGAGCCACGGCGGAGGCUAGCCCCAUGGAGGACCUCCUCAUCGAGCACCCCAGCAUGUCUGUGUACGUCUCCGCUGGCCCUCUCCCUGCGGUGGAAGAGAGCACCACCAGCCUGAAUGGCAGUGUCAGCAGGAUGUCUGAAUCAGCAGCGCCCGUAAUGACCAGGAGCAGCAUGCCCACACGGGUGACCCGAGGAGCAGCCGCACAAGCAGGCGCCCUGGCUAAAGUCACCCAGGUCUCCAGGGUCCAGAGGGCCAAAGCCCGCACUGAGCGUCGCCACCUGGCACGCAACCGCAUGCAGCGCCAAAACCGUGUGCGUGAACAGGUGCAACGGCGCGCAACCCACACCCGCAACUCCUUCCUGCACCAACCGUGCCAGCGCAACGUCUGCCACUGAUGCAUUAAAGUUUACAUUGAGGGCAUUAUAACCCACCCCAAGAAAACCCACACCUCCCAAUAAAUCCCCUACCUUCUCAAGUUCUCCUUUUGCUUUUACUGGUUUUAUGUACAUAAUGUUAUUCAGUUUCAUAUUAAUCAGGUUUGUCUUUGAGUACAAGCCAGUUUAUCCUCUUUUCACUCUUAUUUGGAAACGCACUACCAAGCACAAUUACUCUAAGACGAUUCAUUUAUUUGCUUAAAUGGCCAUGUACCUCCAAUAACACCUAAAUCAGUAUCUGGGAGUAUAGCUGAAAAGGAGACACAUGUAAACUCUGUAUCUUUACAUACAUCCCUCUAAAUGUAUAACAAUGACACUUCAGGUACAUUGACACUGUUCGUUGAAACAUAAUCAGGUUAAAUUGUCAAAAGAAGGAGCCAACCACUGAAUGCUUCAUGGAAAUAUGAUCCUAAGAUCACAUCACACUGAGAGAACAAAAAGCUACUACAGCAAUAAAAAAGGUCACUUAAAGACAACAAGAAUGAAAAGUAUGUAGAUAGUGUGAGUGAGCAAGAAUAGUAAACAGAUACAUGCAGUUGAGAGUUUGAAGAUUAAGACAAAUCUAGCCAGAUAUGUUUGUAAAGAGGUCAUUUCAAAGUAGAUGUUGCUGCCUGGUUUUCAGCAUAGCGGUGCUAGCUUUCAAAAGUAAUUCGACUCCCAAACAAUUUCAUUUAAUUGCUUGCUUUUGUAUGACCUCUCUUCCUAAACCUAGUGAGUUGCCUAUCUAAACAGCAUUUAGGAAACACCAUUUAUAGGUGUGCUUCCGCAAAGGUAGCAUCCUUCCAAGAAAAGGCAAUUUCACUGAAGAAAUCAAUUCAAGAUGUUGGAGAAAGUGGGCACUGUCAAUUCUAUACAUAGUCUGAAUGGGAAAAAUACCCCAGUGCAUUUAUAAAUAGAUAUUUACACCCAAUAUUUAGGUGUGUUAUGAAUUUGUGCUUAUUAGACCAUUGCCUUGCGUUAGCUUAGCAACAUGCUAACAUCAAAUUCUACUGGAAUCAACUGUAAGCAUCAAAACUCUUGUGUAUUUUGUAAUUAAUUCAGUACCAAAAAUUAUAGAAAACAGCUUAGCAACAUGUCACCAUCAAACUCUAUUGAAAUCUGUUUUAAUUCAUGUCUCUUGAGGCAGCUUCUUAAGGUAUCUAGCUCACUAGAUUUUGAAACAGAGCCUUCAGGUAAACUGACAGAGGGUCCAUCAUGGAUAGUACUCAUAUAACAACAACAACAUAUUACGAAGAAGAUUCAUUAUUAUUUUUCAAUGAUCUUUUAGGGAUAUAGCUGUUUAGCAUUUCCCUAAAAUGUGACAUGAAGCUAAAGCUGACAUGAUAGCCCCCUGUCAACAUCUGAUCUAAUAGGAAGCGAUCGCAGGAGUAUCGGGGCAAUGUGCAAUGUCUUUACAGAUCAACUUAUAGCACUGAGGAGAGGUUGCCGUAGACUAUGGAUAUAAUUGCUUCUAGAAUGUGCAGGAUAGUAUCGAUUGUGACUCUUUAUUUGCUUCAUGGAAGAUUACUGUUUGGUGAAUUUCACAAAAAAUUGUCAAGAUGACUGCAUAAUCUGCAAAAUAUAGUUACUUUUGAUUUUGGGAUGCAAUUUGUCAAGUUUUUGUGAGAUUGACC
Molecule: messenger RNA, 2144 nt
Organism: Sinocyclocheilus rhinocerous
Lineage: Eukaryota; Metazoa; Chordata; Actinopteri; Cypriniformes; Cyprinidae
Product: tumor protein p53-inducible nuclear protein 2-like
Exons: 3
Biological process (GO): autophagosome assembly; positive regulation of DNA-templated transcription
Cellular component (GO): nucleus; autophagosome
Source: RefSeq, a predicted model, not a curated record